AUGAUUCUGAGCUGUUAUGAUGGUGAUGAUUGGAGUUGUUGCUGCUUUUUUUUGUACUUUGGAUACUACUUGGGUGGUGUUAACAUCGGGAUGAGUCGUUUAUGCACGAUUCCAGAUUCGAUUGGAAGUUCCCUUUAUGCACUCCCAGAGGGUUGGGCUACAGAAAACGGACUGAGAGAAAAACGAAAAAAAGGGGAGUGGGGAGAAGACAUUGGGAAUAAGCCAAAAUAUUCUCGCUUUGUCACAUGAAUAUCCGUGUAUGGAUGAGUAAUGUGAGGGAAUGCGAUGAGAGGUAAAUCGUGAUUCUCGUGAUUCGCAUGAGUGAUGAUGUUACACACAUGUAA
Molecule: messenger RNA, 344 nt
Organism: Phytomonas sp. EM1
Lineage: Eukaryota; Euglenozoa; Kinetoplastea; Trypanosomatida; Trypanosomatidae
Source: the annotation of a GenBank genome assembly